This is a messenger RNA of Ipomoea triloba (trilobed morning glory), 3291 nucleotides long. RefSeq lists its product as uncharacterized. The transcript is spliced from 4 exons. The coding region runs from base 180 to 3128 and encodes 982 amino acids. NCBI's taxonomy places the organism in Eukaryota, Viridiplantae, Streptophyta, Magnoliopsida, Solanales, Convolvulaceae. Gene Ontology annotation, molecular function: protein binding; DNA-binding transcription factor activity. The record is from RefSeq and is a predicted model, not a curated record.
CAAAAAAAAAAAAAAUGUUGAAAGGGGCAGCUGGCAAUGGGGCCUAUCGUUAAUAAUUCAUUAUAUGUAUAGCUGGCCGACCGGACAAAGAUUCGAAGCAAAGCCGAAGCCGAAAUUAAACAUUUUUCACCAAAUCAAUCAAUCUCUCACAGGCCACAGCACCCAUACCUACUUCACCAAUGACGCUUUUUGAGAAUGAUGAUGAUUCAUCGUCAUUCUUUGACCUCUUUACUGAGAAUUUGCCAUCUCCGGGACUGGCGCCACCACCAUAUGCUGCCUCUCCCUCUCCCACGAGGUGGUUGUUCAACCAUGGCGGUCUCACCUGGAACCCUGUUACGGAGAUGGGGACCGCCGAGAAUGCUGCUGCUGCGGCGUUGACGGAGUCGGAAAUGAGUGAAGAAGGUGAGACUAGUGUUGUUCAUCAUCUAGAAAGAGAUUCUGAUAAUCACUCAGAGUGCGAUUUGCUGUUGGAUAUGGCGGGAGGAAUGAUGAUGAGCCUGAGCCCCCCAAGGCCAAGGAUGAACUUUUCUGGUGAAGAAGCCGCGUUGUUCCUAAGCCCCAAUUUCCACGCCCACAUGGGGAUGGGGGGAGGAAUGAUGAUGAGCAUGAGCCCCCCAAGGAUGAACUACUUUUCCCUGCCGUCCGGUGAUUCCAUCGAUCCAUUUAGAUUGUGGAAUUUUGCAGAUCAUAGUGAGGUUCAAGAGUUAGAGAAUAUGAAGGGAAUGAUGAUGCGGCCAACUUGGAAGCAGCAACAGCAGCAGCUCUGUGCCUUGGUACAGAAUCAAAGCCUUGGCAUUUGGGCAGCAGAAAACAUGGGAUUAGGAGGGACGGUGCAAACAAGUGAUGGUGACUCUGUUAAUAAUGUAGAUGAGUGGUCCCAAUUGGCGGGAGGAAUGAACUAUUCAUUGCCGUCUGAUGAUUCCCAUUCCCUAGGAGGGAGUUUUGACCCAUAUAGAUUGCGGGAUGAUGGAGAGUUUAGUGUGGUUCAUGAGUUACAUGAUGUGAACCCAGUAGUGGAGCUGGCGCAUUUGUAUGUUGUAGUGGGUAUUGAGCUUUUCUUCCCGGAGAAAGUUUCUCAGGAUAUGGCUAUAAAGUUAUUUGAGUGUCUUGAAAUGGGAACAAUAUUGCCGGUGGAGUAUAUAAGUGUUGUUUCCUGGGAAAAUAAAUAUAUUGUGGUAGACCUUAAAGCAGAGAGCUGGGGAGGGAUUAUGGAACAAAUCUCAGUUGAUUAUCCACAAAUAAGUGAUCAAAUUGAUGAGCAAGUCUACUAUAUACGGCAGUUGCCCCCCUUAAUUAUAUGUUGUUUAGAAGAGGUUGAGUUUGAGGUUGAGGUUGAGGAGUUUAAGUGUAAUUUUUGCAUUCCGCAAACACUUAGAAGCAACAGCAGUCUCGAUAGUCUGAUCUUGCUUGGUUCUUGUAAGCCAGACCUACCAGGUGUGACACCCUGUCUGCUCAGCUUGGAAUGCCUGUGUCAGAAUAUGGUUAUAGAGUUAGGGAAUGGAGAACAAAUAAUAAUAAUGCGCCUAAAUGUCAAGCAGGCAGCCGCAUAUUUAGAAGUUGAUUUUUCCUCAGAAAAGAAUUAUGCUGUUUGCAGUUCGCAAGCACUUGAGCUUGAAAGCUGGGGAGGGAUGAUAAUGGAACGGAUCUCAGUUAGUCACCGAUGGCAGUUUGCAUUCUGCUCAAAAACGCAUCGUUGGAAUGUGGUUUUGGAGUUACUGGAUGUGGUAGUAAGGCAGCUGUUGUAUUUAGGGACAAACAAUUAUUCCUUUGGCAUUUCGGUAAAUGAUGAUCGCUCCUCCUCCUCCUCCGUUAAUACGAAGAUGCACUCGUUGCUCUACUUCGAAAGGACGUUCCUAGAAAUGCAGCAUCUGAAUAGUUUGGAAAGGCAGUUUCUAGACCACUUUGAGAGGCUUGUUCAGACAGGGGUUUUAGAGUUACUGAGUGGGGAAGAAAUCAAGCUGAGGUAUUUACAAGAAGAAGAAGAAGAAGAAGUUGGUACUGCCUCCAAAAAGAAUCAUAGUGUUAGCAUUUUGCCAGCACUACUUGAAGCAGAAUGCAGGAGGGGAGGGAAUGGGAUAAUGCAACUGGACUCACCAUGUGAAGGCCAUAUUCCCAAAUCCAGUGUAACGGAUGAAGAAAGAAACGUUGUUGGGUUGAAAAGAAUUGAUGCCAUAGGAAACAUCUCAAAGAAAAAAGACAUCAUCUGGUGGCAGAAAGAUCAUGGAGUUACCCGCAAGGUUGUUGAACAACUGUUUGGUAAGAGUCUUCAUGAUGCUGCUAAAGCUCUUAAAGUUAGCCCAUCUACAUUCAAGCGAGCACGUCGAGACUUUGGCAUCACUAGACGCUCUUUAGAAGAAGUUGGUACUGCCACGGAAGAGAAUCAUACUGCUGACAUUUGGCCUGCACCUGUAGCACAAUAUAAUGCUGCAGGGACAGGAGGGAUGUUGCUGCAACAUGAGGACUCAUCUUCUGAACCCCACAUUCCUGAAUGCAGUGCAACAAAUGAAGAAAGAAAUCAUGUUGUUGAGUUAAAUAAUAGCAUUGAUGCCAAAGGUGGAAGCAGUAGUUCAGACAAAACCGACACGAUCAGCAGGUGGGAGAAAGAUCAUGGAAUUACCCGCCAGGUUCUUGAACGACUGUUUGGUAAUAGUCGCGAUGAUGCUGCUAAAACUCUUAAAGUUAGCACAUCUACACUCAAGCGAGCAUGUCGGGACUUUGGCAUCAAUAGAUGGCCAAAUCACAAGGGAAAAAGGCCCAAUUGCUCUCUCAACCAAAAACAAGAUAUACAAGCUGUUAAGAAACAUAAAGGUAUUCCACCAUGUCCUGCUCUGCCUCCUCUAGAAGGCACAAAUACUAGCCAAUGUAACAACACAAUGUCUGUGAAGGUAACCUAUAAAAAUGAUACCAUAAGGUUUCCGCUCUCCUCCUCCUCAACUAUGAAAUAUUUGGAGGAGCAAUUGGAAACAAAGUUGAAAAUAUCACUAGAAAAUUUUUCUAUCAAGUAUCAAGAUGAGGAAGACGAGUGGAUUACCCUGACCUGUGAUUCGGAAUUGAUGCACGGUAUGGAAGUGUUGAGAUCAUGUGGCAAGACUGUAAUCAGAAUGAUGGUCACCCCCAAAUUUAACUGAUCUGUGGAUGCAGGACUUCAUUUUGCUCCUUUCCUUCUCCCCUACCUACUUGUAUGUCUUCCUUCUGGUGUUGAAACCAUUCUAGGUUUGUUUAGUAACUGGUUUCAUGUGUUUUCUUCCCUUUGUAAUGUUUUAUGUACAAUAUAACAUACUCUUGUCCUGA